AUCGCCCCUCGAUAAACUUAGGACGCCGCGACCGGACCGGCGGCAGGGCUUUAGUGCGCCUGGAUAAGCGAAAUAAGGGACAUCGUGUGUUUAUUUCCCACUGUAAUGUGGGAAACUCUUUUCUUCCAGAAAAUCAACGACAGGGCGGAUUUGUACGGAUUUGUCUUAUUUGGGAUUUUGUCUUUGGAGCAAGUGAAGACUUAAACGGAAAAUCAAAUUGGCUCGCCAGCAGGGUGUCAGGAUGUGGGAGUGAAGAUGUUGGGCGUGUUCUUGCUGAUGCUGGGCGUGUGUGGCGCUCAGGCCCGGGCCGGCCCAGAUAACAGCUCCGACGGGUCCAGAGAUUACUGCUACAGCGCCCGCAUCCGCAGCACUGUGCUCCAGGGCCUGCCCUUCGGAGGAGUGCCCACCGUGCUCGCCCUCGACUUCAUGUGCUUCCUGGUCCUGCUCUUUGUGUUCUCCAUCCUGCGGAAGGUGGCCUGGGACUACGGCCGCUUGGCCCUGGUGACCGACGCAGACAGGCAGAAGCAGUGGAGCAGUGGGUUGGAGGAGAGGGAGUAUGUGGCCUCCGCUCUGCACUCUGAGACACCGGACCGGUACGAACGCCUCACCUCCGUCUCCAGCUCUGUGGACUUCGACCAAAGAGACAACGGCUUCUGUUCCUGGUUGACAGCCAUCUUCAGGAUAAAGGAUGAGGAGAUUCGGGAGAAGUGUGGAGAGGACGCGGUGCACUACCUGUCCUUCCAGCGACACAUCAUCGGCCUGCUGGUGGUGGUGGGAGUGCUGAGCGUGGGCAUCGUCCUGCCCGUCAACUUCUCUGGAGACCUGCUGGAAAACAAUGCGUACAGUUUUGGAAGAACGACUAUAGCAAACCUGAAAUCAGGGAAUAACCUGCUGUGGCUACACACCUCGUUUGCGUUUAUGUACCUGCUGCUCACCGUCUACAGCAUGAGACGACACACGUCAAAGAUGCACUACAAGGAGGACGACCUGGUAAAACGUACUUUAUUCAUCAACGGAAUCUCCAAAUACGCGGAAGAAGCCCACAUAAAGCAGCACUUUGAACAGGCCUAUGAGAACUGCACGGUGCUGGAAGCUAGAGUCUGCUACAACGUGGCCAAGCUGAUGUCCUUGAAUGCAGAGAGGAAGAAGGCAGAGCGCAGUAAGAAGUUCUUCACAGACCUGAUGACGAAGGAGCACAUCCCCACCAUGAUCAACCCCAAACCCUGCGGCCACCUGUGCUGCUGCAUCAUCAAGGGCUGUGAGGAGGAGGAGGCAGUGAGUUACUACACUAAGCUGGAGGCCAAGUUGAAGGAGGAGUACAGGAAGGAGAAGGAGAAGGUCAACACCAAACCCCUCGGCAUGGCCUUCGUCACCUUCCAGAACGAGGCCAUGACGGCGAUAAUCCUGAAGGACUUUAACGCGUGUCAGUGGCAGGGCUGCUACUGCCGGCAGGACCCCAAAACCUCUCAGCACAGCGACCCCCUGCACGUCUGCACCUGGAGUGUGGGCUACGCCCCAGACCCACAGAACGUGCGCUGGGAGCACCUGUCUCUGGGCGGCCUCCGCUGGUGGCUGCGCUGCUUCAUCAUCAAUGUCAUCCUCUUCCUCCUGCUCUUCUUCCUCACCACGCCCGCCAUCAUCAUCUCCACCAUGGACAAGUUCAACGUCACCAAGCCUGUGGAGUACCUGAAUAACCCCAUCAUCACGCAGUUUUUCCCCACCCUGCUGCUGUGGGCCUUCUCCGCCCUGCUGCCCACCAUCGUGUAUUACUCCGCUUUCUUUGAGGCCCACUGGACCAGGUCCGGGGAGAACAGGACCACCAUGCAUAAGUGCUACACCUUCCUGAUCUUCAUGGUGCUGCUGCUGCCAUCCCUGGGCCUCAGCAGCCUGGAUGUGUUCUUCCGCUGGCUGUUCGAUAAAAAGUUCUUGGACGAUGCCACUGUCAGAUUUGAGUGCGUCUUCCUCCCGGAUAACGGGGCGUUCUUCGUGAACUACGUCAUUGCCUCGGCGUUCAUCGGGAAUGCCAUGGAUCUGCUGCGGAUCCCGGGGCUGCUGAUGUACAUGAUCCGCCUCUGCCUGGCCCGCUCCGCCGCCGAGAGACGCAACGUCAAGCGCCACCAGGCUUACGAGUUCCAGUUUGGCGCUGCCUACGCCUGGAUGAUGUGUGUGUUCACCGUGGUGAUGACCUACAGCAUCACCUGCCCCAUCAUCGUCCCCUUCGGUCUGAUGUACAUGUUGCUGAAGCACCUGGUGGACAGGUAUAACAUGUACUACGCCUACCUUCCCUCCAAACUGGACAAGAAGAUCCACUCUGGAGCUGUCAAUCAAGUGGUGGCUGCGCCCAUCCUGUGCCUGUUCUGGCUGCUGUUCUUCUCCACCAUGCGCACAGGCUUUGAGACACCAACGUCCAUGUUCACGUUUGUGGUUCUGAUCAUCACCAUCGUGGUGUGCCUGUCACACGUCUGCUUCGGCCAUUUUAAAUACCUCAGCGCCCACAACUACAAGAUCGAUGCCAAGGAUGGCGAGGCGGUGGAAAAUGGCCGCCCAGCACGAUCCUCACCAUCAAACAAGUCACAGCAGCAGAUGUACAUUGCCCAGGUGCUACAGGAUCCUGUGUCUGAGGAGGGUGGAUCAGGCAGUGGGGAGGAAGACGGUCAGGGGUCCUCGCAGGACGAGGAGAUGAUCAACGCGGGGAACAGCCUGAAUGAGGGUGACUUCCAGUCCGGGGAGGACAGCCUCAUCGCCAACGAGGUGCGCCACUAGCGCCCCCUACAGGCAGGAGGAGAGGGGUGGGGAGACAGCACGCUAAUGCUAACCGCUAACGUUAAACCACAGAACCAACGCAAUACCUGCACAUCUCUCCGCUUCCGUCUGCGCGUCUAGCAAACACUGUUCUUCAUCACCCACCAAGGGCUCCUCUUCCUCCUCCUCCUCCUCCUCCUCCUCCUCUCGGAAUCCCAGCGCACAAUCGCACAGCGCAGCCUGGGGAGGCAGGGCCUGUUAGGGAACUCCCCUUCGGCACCACCCCCCAGGACUGACUCACACACCUCAUCCCUACGAUGUGAAUCCUGAGUCUGCAGUGACAGGAAGUCCCUCUGCAGCCCAUCCUGCAGUGACAGGAAGUCCCUCUGCAGCCCAUCCUGCAGUGACAGGAAGUCCCUCUGCAGACCUUCCUGCAGUGACAGGAAGUCCCUCUGCAGCCCAUCCUGCAGUGACAGGAAGUCCCUCUGCAGCCCAUCCUGCAGUGACAGGAAGUCCCUCUGCAGCCCAUCCUGCAGUGACAGGAAGUCCCUCUGCAGACCUUCCUGUUCCUGGCACUCCGACUGUAGCACACACCUGAAAUUGCCCACAAGCCCCUGGGAGGCCAGAGACUGAUCCUGCAGCACCAGCUGUACUGAACUACAGGGCCCAUGAUGCCAUGGGCUGGUAAAAUGGCCGCCAUCCCAAACCAUCCGUCUGUGUGCCCCAGUGUCCCUGACCCCGCCAUCAGGCGUCACGACCCCUGACCGCACCCUGGCUGGCUCCUCCUCCGAUUGGCUGCUUGUGUUCAUGGAUAAUUGAGUUUUUCUGUAUUAUUUAUAUUCAUAAACGCUUUAUUGUGACGUUUCCCAAAGGAGCUGCUGAAGACUGUUUGUUUCACCGUGUUUUAUUUUUUCAGAAGAUUAAUCUGCCAUGUUUACACCGUGUUUACACCGUGUUUACACCAUGUUUACACCGUGUUUACACCGUGUUUGAAAGACAGUGUUCUAUGUGCGCAAGCUGGCAGCGGAACAUGACGGUGGCCCUCGCUGGGCGUGGCCUGCACGGGCGCCCCUGAUUGGACAGGUUAUGGAGCGGUGGAGGGGAGGGCACCUGCUGUGGAACUCUGGGAACUAUGGGGAGGCGUCUGAGUUCAGCUGUAGAGGCUUGAACCCUGCACACACCUCUACACACACCUGUACACACACCUCUACACACCUCUACACACACCUUUAGACACACUACACACACCUCUACACACACCUCUACAUACACCUCUACACACACCUUUAGACACACUGCACACACCUCUACACACACCUCUACAUACACCUCUACACACACCUUUAGACACACUACACACACACCUCUACACACACCUCUACACACACCUUUAGACACACUGCACACACCUCUACACACACUAAACACACCUCUACACACACCUUUAGACACACUACACACACCUCUACACACACCUCUACAUACACCUCUACACACACCUUUAGACACACUACACACACCUCUACACACACCUCUACAUACACCUGUACACACACCUUUAGACACACUACACACACACCUCUACACACCUCUACACACACCUUUAGACACACUGCACACACCUCUACACACCUCUACACACACCUUUAGACACACUGCACACACCUCUACACACACCUUUAGACACACUACACACACCUCUACACACACCUUUAGACACACUACACACACCUCUACACACACCUUUAGACACACUACACACACAUCUCUACACACACUAAACACACCUCUACACACACACUACACACACCUUUAGACACACUACAUACACAUCUCUACACACACCUUUAGACACACUACAUACACAUCUCUACACACAUCUCUACACACACUACACACACCAAUACACACACCAUACACACACUACACACACCUUUAGACACACUACAUACACACCUCUGCACACACUACACACACACUACACACACACCACACCUGCACACAUCUUCCCUGGCUGGUGGUUUGUGUGCUUCUCUGUGGCGACUCCUUUAAAAGAUAAGAAUGACACUGUCUUGUGUUUUAAUAUUAGUAACCAUAAGGACAGAAAGAAAACAAACAAAACAAUCAUUUUUUGUUGUUGCUUGUUGUCUUUUUUACUUUCACCUCUAUUACCUUAAUUGGUGUGUACAGUAUAUACCACUGGAGUGGAUUAACCUCGUUCUCACUCUUGUCUUAGGUUGAGAAACAUAGUUUGCAUUUAAAUUUCUGGCUUUAUUCUGUGACACUUUAUUUGGGGAAUUGUAGAAAGAUUCAGCAAUAGUUCUGGAGAUACAGUCUCCUCCAAAAGUAUUUGGACAGCAAGGCCAACUUCUUUGUUUUUGCAAUACACUGAAUACCUUUAGGGUUGAGAUAAAAAGAUGAACAUGAGACAAAUUUCAGCUUUUAUUUGGUAUUUACACCUAGAUGUGUGUAACUACUUUAAACACAACACCUUUGGUAUCAGAGCAAAAGGUGAGCAAAAGUAUUGGAACAUUAAGUAUUUAAGUAAAUGAAAGUAAAUAACACUUAAUAUUUGGUAGCAUAUCCCUUGCUAGGAGCAAAUGCAUUAAGACUGCUACCAUCAUGAGUUACAUUAUCAAUAAAGAUUAGUGAGCCCACUCCAGAAGCAGCCAUGCAAGCCCAAGCCAUGACACUUCCUCCACUGUACUACACAGAUGAGCUUGUAUGUUUUGGAUCAUGAGCAGAUCCCUUCUUUCUCCACACUUUGGCCUUUCCAAGGUUACAUUACAUUACAGUAAUGGUAUUCGGCAGACGCUCUUAAGGUUAAUCUUGGUCUCAUCAGUCUAUAAAACCUUGUUCCAGAACUUGUGUGGCUUGUGUGGCUCAUCUCUGUACUUUUUUGCAAAUUGUAAUCUCACCUUCCGACUCUUACUACUGAUGAGUGGUUGGCAUCUUGUGGCAUAGCCUCUAUGUUGCUGCUCUCUGAGUCUUCUUCAAACGGUUGAUUGAGACACCUUCACCCCGGCCCUGUUGUUGUGAUGUGACUGACUGAUGUUUUGGGGUUUUUGAUUAAGUUUCUAACACAAAUGCAAUCUUCACAGGCAAAGCCCAAGGCUAAAAGAGUAGACAUUCAGAACUAUUUAUUGUUUAACCAAUCAAUCUAACAGGACCCACCCGGGCAACAAGAAACACCUGUCAGUCAAUACUUUUGCUCACCUAAAAUAUGGUGGUCUGAUACGAAAGGCGAUAUGUUCUAAGUUAUUUAACAAAUAUUUAACAAAUUUAACAUGCACAUCUUUUCAGCUCAAACUCAAUUGUCUUCACUAUAUAGCAAAAACAAAGGAAUUGACCUUGCUGUUGCAAUACCUUUGGAUGAGACUGUAUGUCUCAGGGGCAAAUGUAGUUUAAUGGGCCCACAUUAUGGCUGAAAUGACUUUUUCAUUUUAAGUUGCAGAAUGUGUCCGUGUCCUCAUGUGUGGUUUCAUAGCAAAAUUAAGAGGCAGCAUCUUGCCAAUUACGCGUCUGCUGCUUUUCUUUCUUUUCUUUUCUUAAAUGAUCCUGGUUUCCAUGUACAGAAGUUACAAUGGAAUUUUCUCAUGAUAUUCCCGUGAAUAAUGUUUGUGCACACCUAGAACCCGCAGUAUUCUGAAUGUAUAGUCUGGUUUUAGAAGUGACGUGGAUACCGUUGGAUUCCGAGCUGCAUUCUCAUUCCUCAGCGCCAUCUGUAGAAGCUCGUUUCCGAAGAUGGCGUCCACUGAAGCUUAAUUAGGUGUCCCGACAGGAAAGUACAGUAGUUUUUGUCCUACGGCAUCUCUAGACUGUGUGUAGUAGUUUUAAACAGAAUUACAAACUUGUGUGACAAAUCCCUUCAGCAGAUGCCUGUUCUCUGUAAGUAUACAAUAUAAUUUCUUUCAAGAAAAAGGGAAACCUCGAGCUAAACGGAGAAACCGAGGCCAGGAAGUGUUUUACAGUUCUGUUUUCGCAGACUACUCCGUGGUCAGUUUGAAUGCGUCUUUGCUGUACUUAGUCAUGUCUCCAACACCUCCUGCUAAUCUCGUUCAUUAGUGUUAAUGUAGCCAAUGUGAUGUCCUGCCGCUGUUCGCGGGAAUGGCGGUUAUUUCAAACCUACGAUCAAUAAUUUUAAUAUUACUGGCUUUUGAAAUAACCAGUACCUGUGAUUAACACGUAUGUUCUGUCCAUCUUACGCCUGGCGAUAUUUAGCUGCGUUCUUGGUGAAAAGGAAGCACACCGGCGAGAUUUCAAUUAAAAAGCAAGUGCCAUUUGAAGUUUGCCGACUUGGAAAGAAAUUAGUAUUGAGAUCGAUACCGGUUCUCUUUUUCUAUUUCGGACGGAUAAGCGGUUCCGCCGCUUGCUACGGUAGAAACAUUAACGGAGGAGUGCAGUCUUGUGAAAGGCUUGUAGACUAUCUGGUAGAAUGCGCUGUUUGCUUUUUUAGUCUUACGUUUUGAAAGGAGACUGAUUUGUAAGGAUGAUGGUGUCGAUUUGGGUUCCGAAAUGCAAUAUUGAAAUGAAGAACUACUUAUUUUACAAUCGUAUUGCAGAGAUCUUAUUCAGAGUGAGAUGAAUAAUUGUUGUUGUUUUUUUGUUCGUUUUUUUAGCACUGCCUGAUCCAAGAACAGACUCAGGUUUCCUUUCCUGUACAGACCUGUUUAGCAUUAGUUUAGAAACGCACCCAUGUUUAAUAGCAGUGCACACUAACCAAGAAAGACACUGAAAGGUUAAAUGUUAAGUUAUCUUAAUUCUACACUGUUGGAUAUUGGACCUCUGGACCACAAAUACUUGGGCACACUCUCUUUCUCUCUCUCUCACACACACACACACACACACACACACACAUACAGAUGCCACACACGUACAUACAUCAGUGUGUCCAAAAUAAUAUCCAUUCAUGGUGUUUUGAGAGUUAACUCACUGGAGCAAAAUUAUUAUUGAAUAAAAGUCAUAAACAGCCACCGGCUCCAGGCAUGUUGAGAAUGAAAUGUAUUUCUGUAAAGAACAGCAGUUGCAGCAUUAUUGCCUACAGACAGAGGUUUUGUAAAUUGUCAUCAAUUAAAUAACCAGAUAAUUGUUCUGUCAGAUACAGGAGUUUGCAUGGGAUUGGCUUGACCAGUCAAGACCAGCAUAGGUGCAAAUAUGAAAUAUUUUUGUAUAUAGCCUUCAGAAACUGCACUAUCAUCAUGGAGCGGUGGUGGUGCGGUCUUAUUGAGUACAUAUGUACAGUUUUAUGUAGGUGACGGACAGGGAGGAUCAAUGAAUAUGUACAGUUCAGUCACUCCAGUUUUUUAAAUCGAAUAUUCACUGGCCGUUUUUCCUCUGUCAUUGCAGGUAUGUUGUGUUUAAUAUGAUCUUGCAGUUUUGUUUGGUUGUAUUUUUUAUUAUUAAUUUUUGCGCGUCUCUGUAUGAGUGAAGUAUUUGACUUUUUUAAGUUUCUUGAACAAUAAAAGUCAAUAUUCAUCCUUAA
This is a messenger RNA of Conger conger (European conger), 8224 nucleotides long. Its product is annotated as CSC1-like protein 2. Gene Ontology annotation, cellular component: plasma membrane. The record is from RefSeq and is a predicted model, not a curated record. NCBI's taxonomy places the organism in Eukaryota, Metazoa, Chordata, Actinopteri, Anguilliformes, Congridae. Gene Ontology annotation, molecular function: calcium-activated cation channel activity; nucleic acid binding. The coding region runs from base 256 to 2763 and encodes 835 amino acids. The transcript has 24 exons.